Panicum hallii is the source of this 1415-nucleotide messenger RNA. RefSeq lists its product as uncharacterized. The transcript is spliced from 2 exons. The coding region runs from base 530 to 1072 and encodes 180 amino acids. Gene Ontology annotation, molecular function: zinc ion binding; nucleic acid binding. Lineage: Eukaryota; Viridiplantae; Streptophyta; Magnoliopsida; Poales; Poaceae. The record is from RefSeq and is a predicted model, not a curated record.
GUUUGUAUUACCCAUCUCUUUGUGAGAUCAAUAGUAAGUAACUCAAUCCUUCUUUGUGGUUGAUUGUGAGAGACUUGGGGCUAGUGACAGCCCGGCUCUUUGUGAGCAUCUCAACGGAGACGUAGCUCCUUUGUGGAGUGAACUUCGAAUUAAAUAUUGUGUCUCCAUUUACUUAUUGUUGUUCAUAUCGUUCUUGAGCUUGUUUCGACCCGAUCUACUAGAUAGGUGUAGAUCUUAUAUAUUAGAUUCCUGCAUAGUCUUACAAUACCUUUUACCAACUUUGUAUUCAAAGAGAAUCGUCAAAAGUUAAGUAUAUUUUGAAUUUAGUUGUUGGUUAUUUUCUCCCGGCUGGAAGAUCCGACCUUAGGCCGGAUCAUCCGACCCCCGGAAGAUCCGACCUUGUGCCGAAUGAUCCGGCCGCUGACGUUUUUCUACCAAGAUUUUCAGGAAAAAUUAGAACAAAGCCUAUUCGCCCCCCUUUAGGCCUAGUGUUGGUCCUUUCACAUAUGCUGGCGCUGAGCUGUACAUCAUGAAGCAGUACCAUGACUACAAGAUGACCUAUGGGAAAUCUGUAGUCGAGCAGGCUCAUGAGAUACAGUGCAUGGCCAAGGAGCCUGAGCACCUCAAGAUCAACCUACCCGACAAGUUUGUGGCUGGUGGUAUAAUUGCCAAGUUGCCUCCUUCAUGGAGGGAUUUUGCCACUACUAUCAAACACAAGAGGAUUGAGAUAUCAGUGUCUGAUCUGAUAGCAUCCCUUGAUGUUGAGGAAAAAGUUCGGGCCAAGGAUGGGCGAUCUAAGGCUGCUGAGGGCCAGACUAGCGCCAACAUGGUGCAAAAGUCUCAUGGCAAAGGCAAGAGCAAGGGAAAAAAGACCAAGCCGCAGCCUACCACUACUUUCAAGAAGAAAAAGUUCAAGGAAGGUCAAGGCUGUUUUGUGUGUGGAUCUACUGAUCAUUGGGCAAAGAAGUGCUCACACCGCAAAGGAAGGAAGCCUUCACCUAAGCAGAAGACUGUGAACACGGUCACCAUGGCUGAAGUGGAAACCAGUGGAUCGCUCGGAAUUUUACUGUGAUGAUGGGCAAUGGGUCGCAUGCUACUGUUCGUGGUGUUGGCACGGUCGAUCUGAAACUUACUUCGGGAAAGAUCGUGCAGCUGAAGAACGUGCAGCAUGUCCCUACUAUCGGCAAGAAUCUAGUUAGUGGAUCCCUUUUAUGUAGGGAUGGUUUUAAAGUAGUGAUUGAGUCCACUAAAUUUGUCGUGUCUAAGUGUGGACAAUUUAUCGGUAAAGGCUAUGAGUGCGGAGGCUUGUUCCGUUUUUCAGUUUCAGAUUAUUGUAAUAAGUCCGUGAACUUAAUUUCUGAUGGUAUAAAUGAGAGCGAUGCAUCUGUUUGGCACUCGCGUUUAUGUCAUCUGAA